This is a messenger RNA of Poecile atricapillus (Black-capped chickadee), 1443 nucleotides long. It is a transcript of the gene TMOD1, whose product is annotated as tropomodulin 1. Gene Ontology annotation, biological process: muscle contraction; pointed-end actin filament capping; myofibril assembly. The transcript has 10 exons. Lineage: Eukaryota; Metazoa; Chordata; Aves; Passeriformes; Paridae. Bases 211 to 1299 code for a protein of 362 amino acids. Gene Ontology annotation, cellular component: myofibril; striated muscle thin filament. The record is from RefSeq and is a predicted model, not a curated record. Gene Ontology annotation, molecular function: tropomyosin binding.
GGCCGGGAGGGGCGGCGGGGCCGGCCCCGCUGAGUGACGGCCGGGCCGGGGCCGCGGCCGGGCCGGACCCCCGCCCCCGGCAGCGGCGGAGCCGGCGCGGCCAGAACGAGCCGCCCGGGCUCGGCUCGGCUCGGCUCGGCUCGGCUCUGCACGGCGCACGGGUGCGGUUCUGUGACACCAUAAAAGUGAGAUCCACGACACUUCUCUAAGAUGUCUUACAGAAAGGAGCUAGAAAAAUACCGAGACCUAGAUGAAGAUCAGAUCCUUGGAGCACUGACAGAGGAGGAGCUCAGGAAGUUAGAGAAUGAACUGGAAGAGCUGGAUCCUGAUAAUGCGCUGUUGCCAGCAGGGCUCAGGCAGCGGGAUCAGACGCAAAAGCCACCGACUGGCCCAUUCAAAAGGGAGGAACUUAUGGCCCACCUAGAAAAGCAGGCAAAGGACAUUAAAGACAGAGAAGACUUGGUUCCUUUCACGGGCGAAAAGAGAGGGAAAGCUUGGAUUCCCAAGCAGAAGCCGAUGGAUCCUGUUUUGGAAAGUGUGACUCUUGAGCCAGAACUGGAGGAAGCUCUUGCUAAUGCCUCUGAUGCAGAGCUCUGUGACAUUGCUGCCAUCCUUGGCAUGCACACCUUGAUGAGUAACCAGCAGUACUAUGAGGCACUGGGGAGCAGCACCAUCGUGAACAAAGAAGGCCUUAACAGUGUGAUUAAGCCUACACAGUACAAACCAGUUCCUGAUGAGGAGCCAAACUCAACAGAUGUGGAGGAAACUCUGAAACGAAUACAAAGCAAUGAUCCUGACCUUGAGGAAGUCAACCUUAACAAUAUUAUGAAUAUUCCCAUACCAACCCUAAAAGCUUUUGCAGAAGCACUGAAAAACAACACAUACGUGAAGAAGUUCAGCAUAGUUGGGACUCGGAGCAAUGAUCCUGUUGCUUUUGUAAGUACUGCCCUGGCAGAAAUGUUGAAGGUCAAUAGCACACUGAAGAGCCUGAAUGUGGAGUCAAACUUCAUUUCUGGGUCUGGGAUCCUGGCUAUUGUUGAAGCACUCGAGGGCAACACGUCACUUGUGGAGCUGCGCAUUGACAACCAGAGUCAGCCCUUGGGCAACAAAGUAGAAAUGGAAAUCGCAAACAUAUUGGAAAAGAACACCUCCCUGCUGAAGUUUGGGUACCAUUUCACCCAGCAAGGUCCCCGGCUUCGCGCCUCCAAUGCCAUGAUGAAUAACAACGACCUGGUGAGGAAGAGAAGACUUGCAGAGGUGAAUGGGCCUAUUUUUCCCAAGUGCAGAACUGGAGUGUAGUUCCUGGCUGUGGAGGUCAUUCCCAGUGAUCUGUGCUACACUGUGGAAAUCUAAAGGCAUUAAGUGCCUUGACAGAGUAUUUGUGGUGCCUCUGUUCUGUUUUAUGCACUAACAGUUGAAAUUAAAUAGUGGCUGUAGUUUUUA